Physella acuta is the source of this 2868-nucleotide messenger RNA. Its product is annotated as matrix metalloproteinase-24. The record is from RefSeq and is a predicted model, not a curated record. Gene Ontology annotation, cellular component: extracellular matrix. Lineage: Eukaryota; Metazoa; Mollusca; Gastropoda; Physidae. Gene Ontology annotation, molecular function: metalloendopeptidase activity; zinc ion binding. Gene Ontology annotation, biological process: proteolysis; collagen catabolic process; extracellular matrix organization.
AGCUACGGUGUAUGUGCGAUCGUUUGGUUUUUCCUCAUGGAUUAUUUUUCUCAACACUGAACUAAGCACAAAUUUUCUCAACAAAAAAAUUUACCAGCAUCUAGAGUCGGCAUUACCUUUGACCUAGAGAGAGCCUGUUUAACCCUUGACCUCGAGACAUCCCGAAGAUGACCAUCGAGUACACGGACAAGUCGACCAACGGGAGAAAUCCCUCCUGAUGACGUCACUCUCGUGACCCGCUAGUCGCUGCUGAGGUCAGAUUGACCGUACAUUCCUGGCAUUCAACGAAUGGUUGACAGGCCGUUUGCUGGACAGGACAUUUGCUGGACAGCACUAACAACUGAUCCAACACAACGAUAUACAUUUGUCCUGAGCUGACUCAGCAACUGUGUUGAUCCCAGCAUUCUCGAAACUCUCGUGAGGUCACCAUGCUCAGACCGGAAGUCAGGGAAUUAUUCGUGAAAAGUGUUUUCGUUUACCUCUGCGUGAGCUUGGCUACGGUGCUGACCAUCCCAGUGACCCAGCCAGGGAUAACAGAUUCUGACAGUCUGAACUACCUGGUACAGUUCGGAUACCUGGAGCCACAAGACCCCAAGACUGGUGCCCUCAGAACUCACGACUCGUACGUCCAGGCUUUAGAGAGGUUCCAGAGAAUGGCAGGGAUACCUGUCACAGGUGUGCUGGAUAACGCCACCAAGACGAUGAUCAGUCUACCUCGCUGUGGCAACAAGGAUAACAUAACCCUCGGCUCAGCCAGAAAGAGGAGAUACGCUUUACAAGGCAGCAAGUGGGCAAAGAAAAGUUUGACUUUUAAAAUUUCCGAAUACCCACGUGGUAUACCGCGCGAAAAGGCGGAACAGGAAGUGCACGACGCUCUAAAGGUGUGGAGUGACGUCACGCCCUUGAACUUUAUUUUACGGCCCUUUGACGAGAAGGUUGAUAUCGAUAUCAAGUUUGCUCGUCGUCACCAUGGUGACGGGAACCCGUUUGACGGAAGGGGUCAAACGUUGGCCCACGCCUACUUCCCCCAAUACGGCGGCGACGCCCACUUUGACGACGAUGAAGACUGGACAAUUAACCUUUCGUCUGGUAUCAACAUGUUUCAAGUGGCCGCCCAUGAGUUUGGCCACUCCCUGGGUCUCUCCCACAGUGACGUCAGCACUUCCUUGAUGGCCCCCUUCUACAGAGGCUACCAGAGACACUUCCGGCUAGACCAGGACGACAUCAAUGCCAUACAGGAACUAUACGGGUCUCGUCGAUCUCGAGGCCAUGAGGUGGUCAAGCAGGUCAAACAGACACCCCCGUCCAGAUCUUCUGUGUUGGGGGUCCCAAAAAUCUGCACUCAGCCGAGAAUAGAUGCAGCAACUAUGACCUCUGAUGGACACACCUACAUUUUUAAAGAUAAACAAUACUAUCUCCUGAACAACCAUGGAAUAGCAGAAGGCUAUCCCAAGGAGAUAUCCCAUGACUGGAAGGGUUUAGAAGGUCCAGUAGACAGCGCUUUACAUUGGGACAAUGGAUUCACUUAUUUUUUUAAGGGAGACCAUUAUUGGAAAUUUUACAACUUUGACCUCAUCUAUGUCCGGAGUAUAGAUGAAGGCUUCAAGGGACUUCCAGGAAAUAUUGACGCAGCUUUUGUGUGGGGAGGGAAUGGAAAAACUUAUUUUAUUAAAGGGGACAAGUACUGGAGAUACACCUUGAAUCAUGUGGAUCCUGGCUACCCUAAGUCUAUGUCAGUUUGGACUGGUCUGCCUCCUCACAUUGAUGCUGCUCUCAAGUGGAAGAAUGGAAGAACCUAUUUCUUCAGUGGGGACUUGUAUUACAGAUACAAUGAUGUUGAUUUUGAUAUUGACACGUCGUACCCCAGAAACAUCGCCAGUUGGUGGUUGGGAUGUCCAGAGAAGGAGAAACUGAACCACAUCAAGCACAACAGCACCAACCACCAGCAGCACACGGGACUCACACAGCCUGACACAGAGGUCACGAGUUCAGGUCACAGCGAAGCUGACACAACAGACGAGGAGUUUCUAACAGUCGCAGGGAACAGCGAGAACAGUUUUAGCUCGUUUAACGGAACGAGCUCAGCAGUGACGAGUAACUUGUGCUUAGUCUUGGUGUCAACUCUGGUUUUUAGAAUCAUCUACAGUACAAAAAUAGGGGAGAUAAUCAGUUGAUACCUGCUGCUGUUUUGUUAUCUCAUGCACUCUAGUGAUAUCAUCUAGACUUGUUUAGCAAGUGCUGAAACAGAGAAGACUUUUUAAAAAAACAAAUUUAACUUAAUUAAACUGAGAUGGAAAAAUUUGAUAUAUUUUAUAAAGGCUGCGGAUUGAACUUUUCUCUGAAAAUCUUUGCUCAUUCUUUCAAAUAUUAACUUAUAAAAUCUAUCGAUUUUGUCCGUACAUUUUUAACAGUUUAUACUCUGUUUCAAAUGAGUGUAGCUCUACAGGGUUAAAUUAUGUUUUUGAUUAGAAACAUGCCAUAUGAGCAUUACUAGCUUUCAACAAAAUGUUUAUUGUCAGGUUUAAAUAACUAAGGUGUAUGAUUUAGCUCUAGAAUCAAAGCUAAACUUUUGAGGUUCCAAAAUUGUUUUUUUUUAAUGUUAUUAGAUCUGUUACAACUAAUUUGUUUUUGUGAAUAAAAUUAAGUGAUUGUAAAAUGUUAUAGGCCAAUUAUCUCUGUGAAUGAACUUUUUUAAGCAAUUUACAAGCAUAAUGUCUGGACACCGUGAUUGCGUGAGAAUGGUUUUCAUAUGACUGACAUAUUUUUAUUACGUCAUGUAGCUUUCAUGAAUGAGGGUGCGUCAUUUUUUUCAAGAAUGGUUUUUUACUUUCUAAAGAUGCGUAGAUAUAAAAAUUAUUACUUAGAAUU